GCCCCCGACGCGCGCCCCGCCCCCGACGCGUCCUCUCAGCUCCUGCGCGGUCUGCAUUUCCUCCCUGCUUUGUCUUGAACACAGAACAAUGCCAAAGAAAGCGAAGCCUACUGAGAAUGGGAAGGAAGAGGGGCCUGUUCCCAGUAAGCGGGUGAAGGUGGAGGCGAUAGGUGGAGCUUUCACCUUAAACUUUGAUAGCCCCAGUAGUCUCUUUGAAAGUUUAAUCUCUCCAAUCAAGACAGAGACUUUUUUCAAGAAAUUCUGGGAGAAGAAGCCUCUCCUCAUCCAGAGGGAUGACCCUGCACUUGCCACAUAUUACCAGUCUCUCUUCAGGCUAACAGAUUUGAAGAGUCUGUGCAGCCAGGGCAUGUACUAUGGAAGAGACAUGAAUGUCUGCCGGUGUGUCCAUGGGAAGAAGAAGGUUUUAAAUAAGGAUGGCAAAGUGCAUUUUCUUCAGCUCAGAAAAGAUUUCGAUCGGAAAAGGGCAACAAUUCAGUUUCACCAACCUCAGAGAUUUAAGGAUGAGCUUUGGAAGAUCCAGGAGAAGCUAGAGUGUUACUUUGGCUCCUUGGUUGGCUCAAAUGUGUACAUAACCCCUGCAGGAUCUCAGGGCCUACCUCCUCAUUAUGAUGAUGUUGAGGUUUUUAUCCUGCAGCUGGAAGGAGAGAAGCACUGGCGGCUCUACCCACCCACAGUGGCCCUGGCAUGCGAGUACAGUGUGGAGUCUGAGGCCUGCCUUGGUGCGCCGACACACGAAUUCACGUUGAAGCCAGGUGAUCUGUUGUAUUUUCCCAGAGGGACCAUUCAUCAGGCGGACACUCCUCCAGGACUGGCCCAUUCUACUCAUGUGACCAUCAGCACUUACCAGAAAAAUUCAUGGGCAGAUUUCCUUUUGGACACCAUUUCGGGGCUUGUGUUUGAUGCUGCAAAGGAAGAUGUGGAGUUACGGAGUGGAAUACCCCGGCAGCUGCUCAUGCAAGUGGAAACACCUGUUGCAACAAGAAGAUUAAAUGGCUUUCUGAGGACUCUUGCAGAACGGCUGGAGGGCACUAAAGAACUGCUUUCAUCAGACAUGAAGAAGGAUUUUGUUACACAUAGACUUCCCCCUUACUAUGUAGGAGAUGGAACAGAGCUAUCAGCACCAGGUGGGAAGUUGCCAAGGUUGGACAGCACAGUGAGACUGCAAUUUAAAGACCACAUCAUCCUCACAGUAGGGCCAGAUGAGAAUCGACCUGAUGAAGCGCAAGAAAAGAUGGUUUACAUCUAUCAUUCUUUAAAGAAUAGGAGAGAGAUACACAUGAUGGGAAAUGAGGAAACAAAGCCUUGUGGACUUCGGUUUCCUUUAUCACAUGUGGAUGCACUGAAGCAAAUUUGGAACAGUUCAGCUAUUUCUGUCAAGAACCUGAAACUAACUACAGAUGAGGAAAAAGAGAACUUGGUAUUGUCCCUCUGGACGGAAUGUUUAAUCCAAGUAGUUUAGUGCCUUUCCACAAGCAAACAGUUGCUACUUUAUAUGCUUAGUUUUUUUUAAGGGGAAGAUGUGCUAGGUAGUUACUGUUGUUUUGAGUCCACCCACUAAGACACGGCUAUGCACAUAACCCAAAAAGAGAAGGUCACCAUCCUUAUCUCUCACUGUGUCUAUUGUUGUGAGACAUAUUUGUACUAAUGAGCACAUAAGAAAAAACUACAAGUACUAGAUGUCCCAAAAUGUGACCAAACCAUGCUUCUGAAAGUUUAUUUAGUCCAGUGUGGUAGAAUAGGCACAACUCCAAUAAAUGUGGCUUGUAGAAUUGAA
Molecule: messenger RNA, 1795 nt
Organism: Chinchilla lanigera (long-tailed chinchilla)
Lineage: Eukaryota; Metazoa; Chordata; Mammalia; Rodentia; Chinchillidae
Gene: Riox2
Product: MYC induced nuclear antigen
Exons: 10
Coding region: 89-1480 (463 amino acids)
Cellular component (GO): nucleolus
Molecular function (GO): histone H3K4 demethylase activity; histone H3K36 demethylase activity
Source: RefSeq, a predicted model, not a curated record